AUGAGCAAUUACUCAACGGACUUGUUCCAAACCUCCUUGUUUGGAGAGAAUCUUCUUGUGUUUUGUGGCGCUUCUAGGAACAAGCUCAUGUUUUCAAGUGCAAACAAGCAUGUCACCCCAAGGUGGCCACGCUCCAUAAGUGCAGCUCUGAACUUUCCUUCUGAUAGGGGAUUUCGUCAGGAUGACCUCGCCAAAUUACGAGCAUUAAUGAUCCCUGAGUUUCUCAAACCAGAGGCUCUACAGCGCUUCUUACCUAUAAUUGAUUCCAUGGUGAAAGAACACUUGGAGAUAGCUUGGUCUCCUUAUAAUGAAGUGAAGGUUCUCCCACUGACAAAGGAGUACACCAUUGCAGUUACUUGUUGGGUGUUAGUAAAUAUAAAAGAUCUGGAGCAUAUAAAUAGAUUUGCCAAUCUCUUUGGUCUUCUUACAAAGGGCGUUUUAUCUGCUCUUAUUAAACUUCAAGGCACAACUUUCAGUCGUGCUGUUAGAGAAGGCAAGUUUCUCCAUGAAGAGUUCCUUGCCAUCAUUAGAGAGAGAAAGAUGGAGUUGUUAGAGAAGAAAGGGCCAACAAAAGAAGACCUGCUGAGUCACAUGCUCCUAAUGACAAAUCAUGAGAACGACAAAGGAAUGAACGAUAAGUUGAUCGCUUAA
Molecule: messenger RNA, 651 nt
Organism: Carya illinoinensis
Lineage: Eukaryota; Viridiplantae; Streptophyta; Magnoliopsida; Fagales; Juglandaceae
Product: beta-amyrin 28-monooxygenase-like
Exons: 1
Coding region: 1-651 (216 amino acids)
Biological process (GO): sterol metabolic process
Molecular function (GO): heme binding; iron ion binding; oxidoreductase activity, acting on paired donors, with incorporation or reduction of molecular oxygen
Source: RefSeq, a predicted model, not a curated record